Molecule: messenger RNA, 2493 nt
Organism: Nelumbo nucifera (sacred lotus)
Lineage: Eukaryota; Viridiplantae; Streptophyta; Magnoliopsida; Proteales; Nelumbonaceae
Product: P-hydroxybenzoic acid efflux pump subunit
Cellular component (GO): plasma membrane
Source: RefSeq, a predicted model, not a curated record
AUGCUAACGCAGCCAGCAAGUGAUAGAACACGAACCAUAUGGCGUUCGCGCCUUGGCUCGGCACUUCGGACGUCGCUCGCUUGCACCAUAGUGGCCUGUGCCACCCUCUACGGUCCCGUCGCUCUCCAGCGCCAGAUAUCAUUCCCGGCUCUCUGCUACGUUACCAUCAUCCUCAUCGUCACCAAUGCCACGCUAGGCGACACUUUGCGUGGCUGCUGCUACGCUCUGUAUGCUACCAUUCUCGGCGUCCUUCCCGCUAUUCUGUGCUUGUGGGCUAUCGGACCUGCCCGCCUCUCCGCCAUCACCAUGUCUCUCGCAGUGGCGCUCAGUGCGUUUGUCAUUGUACUACCCGAAUCGACUCAUUUGAUAACCAAGCGGAUAGCACUCGCUCAGGUUGUUCUUGUGUACGUCGUGGCUUAUAUAAACGGCGUUCACACUGGUGCCAUCACGCACCCUGUCCACGUCGCAGCAAGCACGGCCAUUGGCGCCUUGGCUUCUGUCGUGGCCUUGCUGUUACCCUACCCUCGGCUGGCAUGUCACGAGGUAAGAAAGAAGUGCAAACUAUUUGCUGAGACGGCUUCAGAGAGGCUAAACCAUUUAGUACAUGCUUUCUGUGCGGAUGAGAAAACAUCUACACUUGCAUCUCUCUCUCAAGCCAAAUCCUUGUCCAAGACAGAAGCCAAACUUCUUCAGAGUAUCAAACUCAAGCAAGAAAGUAUGCAAUGGGAGAGACCUCGAAUCAGCUUCUUUCAACACCAUUGUACGAGCCGAGGGGAUAGAUUACAGGGAAUAGAGAUAUCCCUAAGAGGGAUGGAAAUUGCUCUAACUUCUUGCCCUUCAUUUUCUGUUAAAGUACUGGCAGAUGAGGAGCACAAAAGCUUCCUUCAUGCACUACAAAAGCAUGUGAGUCUGACGUUGAAGCGAGCCAAUCUUUAUCUACCUAGUUGUGAUUCAUCAACUACACCGGAGAUAAAGGGAUCAGAAGCUGUAGAUGAUAAAUUUAUGCAAAUCCUUCAGGUCGUCUUCCCAACCUACAAGGAUCUACCAUCUCUUUUCUUCCUCUUUUGCUUGAAACUUCUUCACAAUGAAUUAACAGGGACCCCAACCCCAUCAAACGGGAUCUCUCUAGGAAACAGUUCUGCUCCCUGCACCCAAUAUGGGACGCGCUCAAGCAAACAGUCCUGGGGUGCCAUUUUGAGCCAUUGGCCUGUUAAAAUAGGUAAGCGAAGGCUCAUUUUGGCAUUCAAGCGAGCACUUUCUUUGGGUCUUUCCGUUCUGUUUGGGACAAUGUUUAGUAAGGAAGAUGGGUAUUGGUCGGGAUUGACAGUCGCCGUCGGCAUGGCUUGGGGGAGAGAAGCAACGUUUAAGGUUGCAAACGUUAAGGCACAAGGGACAGUUUUAGGGACCGUCUAUGGAGUCUUGGGUUGCUUCAUCUUCCAGAGAUUCGAAGAUAUUAGGUUUCUCUCCUUUCUCCCAUGGAUCAUCUUCACCAGUUUUUUGGGACGGAGUCGGAUGUAUGGCCAAGCCGGGGGCAUUUCAGCUGUAAUUGCUGCAUUAAUUAUAUUGGGCCGGAAGAAUUACGGUCCUCCAAGUGCAUUCGCCAUUGUAAGAAUCAUGGAAACCUUUAUCGGAUUAUCAUGCUCAAUCAUGGUAGAGCUUCUCUUGCAGCCCACAAGAGCCGUUACCCUAGCUAAAGUUGAAUUCUGUCGGAGUCUAGGGACACUUCACGACUGUAUCCAAUGCAUAAGCUUUUCUUCCAGCCACACAAACGACGAUUAUCCUUGUUUACAGGAGUUGAAUGAGAAGCAAAAGAAGUUGACUACCCAUGUGACUGAACUAGCUAAUUUCAUCGCAGAGGCUGAGGUAGAACCGAAUUUUUGGUUCUUGCCUUUUCACAGUAUCUGCUAUGGUAAGCUCUUGAAGUCACUGUCAAAGAUGGUGGAUUUCUUGCUUUUCGGGUCUCAUGCAAUGGGAUUCAUUGUACAAGCAUCACAAAGAUGUAGGGUUCCAUGGAAAGAGAUCCAGGAACACAUUGACGAAGAUCUACAACUUUUCAAGGACAAGAUCGGGUGUGCCAUCAAAUGUUUCGAGCAGGCCACGUCUAUCAAGUCACUCGCAGCACUAGAAAAGGAGCUAUGGAAGAACAUCCCUCGCGAUCUUGAGUUUGGAAAAUCGCCAAAACCAGAUGGGUUUAGGGUUUUAGAUGCAGAUACAGAUGAAGAUGAAGAUGAAGAUAAGGUGGAGGAGAUGCUUACUUCAUUUCUUCAACAUUCAAGAGAAAUUAUAGACAAAUUUCAUGCUGCUGAAGCUGAGGAGGGGCUCAAAAGCCAAAUGAUUCUCUGUCUCAGUGCCCUAGGGUUUUGCUUGGGUGGAUUGAUCAAAGAGACAAGAGAAAUGGAGAACGGAAUCAGAGAACUUGUUCAAUGGGAGAAUCCUUCUAGCCGCAUAAACUUAUAUGAGAUUUCAUGUAAGAUACAUGCUUUAAACACAUAA